Meira miltonrushii is the source of this 1541-nucleotide messenger RNA. RefSeq names its product gamma-tubulin. The coding region runs from base 111 to 1484 and encodes 457 amino acids. Lineage: Eukaryota; Fungi; Basidiomycota; Exobasidiomycetes; Exobasidiales; Brachybasidiaceae. Gene Ontology annotation, cellular component: spindle; centrosome; nucleus. Gene Ontology annotation, biological process: microtubule nucleation; cytoplasmic microtubule organization; mitotic cell cycle. The record is from RefSeq and is a predicted model, not a curated record. Gene Ontology annotation, molecular function: structural constituent of cytoskeleton; GTP binding. The transcript has 2 exons.
GUUAAACAACACUUUGAUAUGCAUACACCCAGACAAAGUACAUCAUCACUUUCUCUCAUCAAACGAAUGAUAACGACGACCUAAUCACAAUAACCACAACAUAAGCCACAAUGCCACGUGAGCUGAUCACCGUUCAGGCUGGUCAAUGUGGUAACCAGGUAGGAAGUCAAUUCUGGGAACACCUUUGCAAAGAUCAUGGAAUUGCAAGGGAUGGUACAUUGGAGGAUUAUGCAACAGAAGGCUUGGCAAAUGAUAGAAAAGAUGUAUUCUUCUACCAGGCUGAUGAUGAUCAUUAUUGCCCUAGAACAAUUCUAGUCGACACAGAACCACGAGUAAUUCAAAAUAUCAUGUCUGGACCAUACAAGAAUUUGUACAAUCCCGAAAAUGUUUACUCGAGCAAAACGGGAGGAGGAGCUGGUAAUAAUUGGGCACAAGGCUACGCAGAGGGUGAACGGAGGUGUGAUGAAAUAUUGGAUAUGAUCGAACGAGAAGCAGAUGGAAGUGACAGUCUAGAGGGCUUCUUUUUGCUGCAUUCGAUUGCUGGUGGUACAGGUUCUGGGUUGGGUUCUUUUCUGCUUGAACGGCUUUCCGAUGCAUACCCUAAGAAGCUGAUUCAGACAUACAGUGUAUUCCCAAAUUCAGAAGAAACGUCAGAUGUCGUCGUACAACCGUAUAACUCCGUUUUGGCAAUGAAGAGAUUGGUCGACAAUGCUGAUAGUGUAGUCGUUUUGGAUAACGCAGCAUUGGCAAGGAUUGCAUCAGACAGACUUCAUAUCCAAGAUCCAAGCUACAGUCAAACCAAUCAAUUGGUCAGCACCGUAAUGGGCGCUUCCACACAGACAUUACGAUACCCAGGCUAUAUGAAUAACGAUCUUGUCGGAAUGAUUGCUUCGCUGAUACCCACGCCUCGGGCUCAUUUCCUCAUGACAUCGUACACACCCUUCACAUCCGAUACAAUUGAUCGUGGAAAAGGAACAACAAAGACGUCUGUGUUGGACGUGAUGCGCCGUUUGCUACAGCCGAAGAACAGAAUGGUCUCUACACAAGGGGCUUCUAAAUCGUCAUGCUACAUUUCCAUUCUGGACAUCAUUCAAGGUGACUCAAUCGAUCCGCGUGAUGUGCACAAAUCGCUAUUGCGUAUUCGUGAACGACAUUUGGCAAACUUUAUUCCUUGGGGUCCAGCAAGCAUUCAAGUCGCUUUAACAAAGAGAAGUCCAUACAUGCCUGCCAGUCACAGGGUGAAUGGGUUGAUGUUGGCAAACCACACAGGUAUCGGUGCAAUCUUCAAGAGAACCGUUGAUCAGUACGACAAACUGCGAAAGAGAAAUGCAUUCUUGGAAGCAUAUCGCAAGGAGAGUGUGAUUGGGAAUGAUUUGAUGGAAUUCGAUGAAGCUCGGGAAACUGUUGCUGAACUCAUGGCAGAAUACAAAGCUGCAGAGGGUCCGGACUACAUCUCGGGAAAGUCUAUCGACGAUGCUGAUUGAGUCUCGUCAAAUUUGUACAUAAGUUGUGAUCUUGUAUAUUAAUACAUGCUUGCGAGC